Molecule: messenger RNA, 696 nt
Organism: Durusdinium trenchii
Lineage: Eukaryota; Dinophyceae; Suessiales; Symbiodiniaceae
Source: the annotation of a GenBank genome assembly
AUGGACUUUCGCGAGUUCAUGUUGAGACAAUGUGACGCGGGAGCUUGUCCGGAGACUUGCGUGGCAGCCUUCAAAACCUAUUGCCAGGAGUUCGCCCAGAGGGAGUUCGACCGACUGAAGAACACUGGCUUGUGCUUGGACCUUUACCAUCCUGUGAGCCAGCUGCGAUCCUACGAGUGGCGGCAAAGUAUGGCACAGCAGAGAGCGCAGAGCUUCUUGGCAGAGUUGAGGGAGGGCAAGUACAAGGACCUGUCCUUGCGAUUGGCGCAGCCCAAUGGCGAGGCCACUUGCCCUGUGGCAGGGCAUCAACAGGCCCCAGAGUUUGCCUUUGAUGCCAACAUUGGGACCUUGAUGAUCAGCAGGGUCUCUCAAGCUGGCUUUCAGGAAGUGGUGGAGGCUCUUCAAGACUCUGGUGGCUUUGCAGAGGAAGCGAAGGAAGCCUUGUUGGUCAUAGCAAAUAAAGCGGAUACGCUCUUGAGCAACAAGGGCCUGACCAAUGGUGUGGCCAAAGUUUCAAUACAGGAUCCGAUGGAGCUUUCAGCCCUGGUCUUGCCGGCUGAGAUGUCGUCGCCUGAGCGCUUGGCGAAAGAUCUCUCACUGUCUGCCGAGGUGGGCCAUGGUUUAUUUGGGAGAUCAAGGUGCAGUCAAAACGAACUGGUCAUGAGCCACGAGAACUUCAUGGAUUCCAAAACAUGA